This is a messenger RNA of Paramecium primaurelia, 418 nucleotides long. Lineage: Eukaryota; Ciliophora; Oligohymenophorea; Peniculida; Parameciidae. The record is from the annotation of a GenBank genome assembly.
AUGAUGCUGCGUGGAAUAACAAGGGUAAUAAUUUGUUUAACAUUCUUUUAUAGGAUUUGCAUUAAGAAAGUUGAAUAAAUGUUAAGAAGCCAUUGAAUGCUACGACAAAGCAAUUUCCAUUAAUCCAAAGUAUGAUAAAGCGUGGUAUAACAAGGGUAAAUUAUAUUAUAUUUCAGGUUAUGUCUUACAUUAACUAUAGAAAUAUAAUGAUGCAAUCUCAUGUUACGAUCAAGCUCUUUCUAUCAAUAUUAAUCCUCUAAGAUUAUAACGAAAAGGUACUUAAAACUAAUAUUUAUAUUUAGCUGACUCAUUAUUUGAAUUAGGGAAGAAAUCAGAAGCUAAACAAUUAUAUUUGUCUGCUUUGGAAAAAGGAUCUAAUGAUAAGAAUUACAUUUAGAAAUAACUAUCAAAGUUAUGA